AUGGGGGAUAAUCAGCCCCUUUAUUUGUCUUCCGCUGUGUCUAGUGAGGUUAAGGCUGACUUAGCUCGACGGACUGAGCUGAGUGCCGCACGGCUUAAUGAGGUUCACUGCUGUCUUCUGAGGUUCACUGCUGCAACAGGAGUUUCGCUGGUCCGAAGAGAGCUGCCAUCGGAAGAAGCUGUGACGAGGGUCAUUGGCUGUCCGAGGUUUAUUGGAGCUGAUACGAGGGGAAAUUCUGCUGGUGUUAAGGUUGCCAGGGGGAAGUUCUGCCAAAGUGAGGUUAGAUCAGGCUGUGACUGGGCAAAUUCUGCCAGUUUCGUGGAAGGCCUGUGGAGGCAGAUUUGUGGCGAGGUUCAUUCAGCUGAGGACUGGGCGAGUUGCGCAGAGGCAGUUUCUGAAGCGAGGUUCAGAUUGCCUGCAGAAGCAGAUUUGCGGUGGAAGCUGUGGCAGACGAGGUUAAUUCUGCCUGAGGAAGCAGUAGCCAGCGAGGUUCAGUUGGGGUCCAGAAUUGUGACUGGGUGA
Messenger RNA from Manihot esculenta (cassava), 522 nucleotides. RefSeq lists its product as uncharacterized. The record is from RefSeq and is a predicted model, not a curated record. Bases 1 to 522 code for a protein of 173 amino acids. The transcript is spliced from 4 exons. NCBI's taxonomy places the organism in Eukaryota, Viridiplantae, Streptophyta, Magnoliopsida, Malpighiales, Euphorbiaceae.